GAGCGCGGCAGCCGGCCGCUCACUCCGCCACCCGCGCAGCUGCUGCAAGGAUGGCUGGCUUCGCGGCCUUGGUCCUUCUCGGGCUGCUGUCGCUGUCUGGCCUGGACGCCAUCCAGCGUAUUCCAGAGGUCCAGGUAUACUCAAGACACCCGCCAGAAGAUGGAAAGCCAAAUUACCUGAACUGCUAUGUGUAUGGGUUCCAUCCACCCCAGAUUGAAAUCGAUUUGCUGAAGAACGGGGAGAAGAUUAAGUCGGAGCAGUCAGACCUGUCUUUCAGCAAGGACUGGUCUUUCUACCUUCUGUCCCACGCUGAGUUCACUCCCAACAGCAAGGAUCAGUACAGCUGCCGAGUGAAUCACGUUACUUUAACACAACCCAAGAUAGUUAAGUGGGAUCGAGACCUCUGAGCAGCACCAUCAAGCUUGAAGAUUCAUUUGGUCUAAUUCCAAAUUCUCUUUCCUUGCUCUUUAAUACUGCUAUGCUUUUCUGCUUUAUGAACAUAACAAGAAGUCGUAUUCAUGUUACCAGAAAUACUUUCUUUAUAAUCCUA
Messenger RNA from Budorcas taxicolor (takin), 550 nucleotides. RefSeq names its product beta-2-microglobulin. Gene Ontology annotation, molecular function: MHC class II protein complex binding. Gene Ontology annotation, cellular component: MHC class I protein complex; MHC class II protein complex. The coding region runs from base 51 to 407 and encodes 118 amino acids. The transcript is spliced from 4 exons. Lineage: Eukaryota; Metazoa; Chordata; Mammalia; Artiodactyla; Bovidae. Gene Ontology annotation, biological process: immune response; antigen processing and presentation of exogenous peptide antigen via MHC class II; peptide antigen assembly with MHC class II protein complex. The record is from RefSeq and is a predicted model, not a curated record.